Seminavis robusta is the source of this 1885-nucleotide messenger RNA. NCBI's taxonomy places the organism in Eukaryota, Bacillariophyta, Bacillariophyceae, Naviculales, Naviculaceae. The record is from the annotation of a GenBank genome assembly.
CUUCCUUCUUUACGUCUUCCAUCCACCCUCUGCGAAGGAUUUGCUGCAUCAAGCCAUCAAGGUACUAUCAAGAUCCUAUAGUUAGAAAAGAGAGGAGAAGAAAGGAACGAGCAAAUGAAAGAAUGGCUCGGCGCUUUGGUGGUCGACGAGGUUUCCUGGGACGACGAAGUCCUGGAUUCCUAGGCACUACUACUCGUCGACGACAUCAUGGCUUUGGAUUGAAUCUCGUAGUGCCAUCUGCUAAUAGUAAUAAUGGAGAGGACCAACAAUGGGUUCCAUCGGCCACUCAAGUGGCUUGGCUGCGACGAAUCCAAAUCCUUCCGAUGCUACUUUCUGUUUCGGGUAUCAUCUUUUCCUUAUUGCUCACACUGGCUUGGCAACACGAUCAUGUGACUCUGCAUGCUGGAGAGACUCGUCUGGUGAUUCCAUCCUUUCUCAGUUCAGCCCUAUCCUUUCACGUGCGUGAUGGUCGUUACGUGGACACUGCCGUCUACGCCCUGUCGUCACACGAGUGUCCACCCUUGACAGGACCCAUCCAUUCCAUUGUGAGUGAACAUGCCAUGACCUUGACGGGACGCUACGAUUACCAAUAUGAUUCUUGGCAUCUCAACGAAGGAUCCAACGUUCGAAUUGCCAUGGAAACGUCGGGACACGUGACGGUUCUAUUGGUCCAAGGGGAACCGUCCUGGAAGCUCAUGGGAGGAAACCUGGGAGAGAGCGACUUUGAAAAGUACCGUCGCAAUGCACUCGCAACGUGGCUCGUCGACUCCAACAACAAUAACAAUAGUGUGGAAUUUCAAGUGGAUCGCACCGAUAAUUACAUUCUCAUUUAUGGGAAUGGAAAGGGACAAUUCAAGGCACACUACAAUCACCAACUUACGUCACACAAUCUACAAAACAUGGAUCCUGUCUGUGGCAAUAUACGAAUCAAUGGAUGUCCGGCCAUUUCCGCCUCUCACGAGUGCAUCAUUGUCCAAACGUCACGCGCCAAACAAGAUACCCGCCGAAAACAAGAACAGGAUCCCACCGUCUUGCUAACUAUUGAAGGAUCCCGACGGUGGAUCGUUCUCAUUAUGAUUUCACUUCUCCCAGCUUGCUGUCUCAUGAUGGCCUGUGAAGUCUUGGUUGUCAAGCGAGGACAGCAGUGGCAACGAGUGCCAUUGGAUGAUCCGGAUGGCAACAAAGACGGGGAUGUGCAAGUGGUCCAACAGCACAACAAUAACGAGACGCAUUCUUUGGUCCAGCAAACAUCAUCAAUAGAGCUUAUACCCGUGGCGCAAGCGCAGGUGGUUUCUGCCGACAAUGUCAUGUCGGCCACAGCUGUCGUCGAAGUGCCAUUGCAGCCAAUGGGUUCAACCGUAGCUCCAAACAGGUAGUCAGUUGUCCACAAGCAACAAUGAAUUGGAUGAUCGCUCGAUCGAUGCAGUUCAAGAUGUCGACAUGUGGUAGGUACUCACUCAAUCGGGAGAAUAUGCUACCAUCCGUCGAGGACAUUGCACUACUACCUAGAGGAGAUCACUGCUCUGCAGGGUCCUUCUAUGGGGGAAAGCACAUGCUAGCCUGCUAUAGAUCUAUAGCAGUCAUAACACUGAGGAACGACACAAAUAGUAGAGACUUUUGCAGGGACUGCAGUGCCAAGGCAAGUCCUUGUGGGAUAUCUGGUGCUGGGGCCUUCUGUCAGGGAGAAUCCAGUGCUGGGACAAACCAUCGCAGGGGUUAUAGUGCUAGGACCAUAUUAUGUUGAGGCAAACCCUCCCGGCAAACCAUUACAUGGGUUGUAGUGCUGGGGCUGGACGGGGAAUCGAGUUCUGGGAUCCAAACGGCAGCAAUUCUAGGGACUGCAGUGUUUGCUUGGGUCGUCCACAAAUUGCAGCUUAGCACUACU